Molecule: messenger RNA, 396 nt
Organism: Marasmius oreades (fairy-ring Marasmius)
Lineage: Eukaryota; Fungi; Basidiomycota; Agaricomycetes; Agaricales; Marasmiaceae
Exons: 3
Coding region: 1-396 (131 amino acids)
Source: RefSeq, a predicted model, not a curated record
AUGCUUUGGACCACGACAUGGCUGAGAAUUCGAAUUCUCACUGGCCCUUCGAAACUUCGUGAGAACGCGAAGCGUGAAAUUAUACUGCUGCUACGGAUACACAGGAAGGCCCGCAAGUUCGAGGUUCGUAAAGGGGAGAACAGAUACGGUUGUUGUCGUGCUCGUUGGAAGCCUUCAUGGCCCCCUCUGUUGAGAAUGGAAAUUAGCACUCCUAGUCGAACGGUCACAAAGUGGCGAAGAAGUGACACUUCAGCCGCUGUUACGCUGAUAUCGGCCACGGCAGGGCAACAUGUAUUACAGUCAAUCAACAGCUCAUUCAGUUCACCCGCCUGCAAAUUUGGUGCCCUUCUGCCACGGAAUUCUAGAGCACUGUGCCAGAUCUAUGAACCGAGAUGA